UUACCCACUAAGCAAAUAUUCCACUCGAUAAAAUCAUCCUCUCCUGUAAUCACCCUAAAAUAAAUUCCAUUUUUUCAGGUCAUAGAAACAACUUUCUCAGCUGUUGCUCUCUAGAGAAUCACUUUCUCUCUCUGUCUCUCUCUCUCUAGGAGCUUGGGUGGGCAUUUUCUCUUACAAAGGGAUUUAUUGUUUGGAAGAAAAGAGUGGUUUGUUUUGUGAUGGAUAGUGAGAAGAAAGGGUCUGAUCAGAACAGAGGUGGGUCUUCUUCACAGGUAGAGGGAGAGAAAUGGGGAACCCAUGUUAUGGGUGCACCAGCGGCACCCUCUGCGCACCCACUUAACCAGGAGGCGGCCAAGUGGGCUCGAGCGGACUAUGAGCCGCAGGUUAAGCAGCCUGAGCAGUCCCCCUACGUGCAACAUACGCCUGUACAGCAUCACGGAAGUCCUAUAGAAGCCGCCCGUGUUAAGUUCAAUAAGUGGAGUAAGAAGGCUGAGACCACGGCUGCCAAUAUUUGGCAAAACCUUAAAACUGGACCCUCAGUUUCAGAGGUAGCAUGGGGGAAGUUGAGCCUAACGGCCAAGGCAAUUUCAGAAGGUGGGUUUGAGGCAAUGUAUAAGCAAACCUUUCCAACUGACCCAUCAGAGAAGUUGAAGAAGACGUUUGCUUGUUAUCUCUCUACAACCACUGGUCCUGUUGCUGGAACACUCUAUCUCUCCAAUGUUAAUGUCGCAUUUUGCAGCGAUCGCCCCCUCGCUUUUACGGCUCCUUCUGGUCAGCAAUCUUGGAGCUACUACAAGGUUUUAAUCCCUCUGGCGAAGAUUAAGGCGGUUGACUCAGUGACCAUGAAGGAGAAGGAGAAGUAUGUGCAGAUUGUGACAGUGGAUGGGCAUGAGUUUUGGUUUAUGGGGUUUGUGAACCAUGAGAAGGCCUUCAAGCAUUUAUUCGACUCUGUUUCCACGGUUGCUGCUAUGUCACACCAACCACCACCCUCUGGACCUCAAAACAACCCGCCACCAUCCUCUGGACCUCAAAACAAUCUCUAUCCCACUGUUGAUGCAUAACUUUAACUCUCUCUCUAGAUUUUGUGGACAUAUGCCUCACCUUUUGUUUUUUCUUUGUUGUAUUUAUAAAGUCAUGUGAGAUGCCUUAUGAGUUGAGAUCAUUUUCAGUUUAAUGCAAUUCCUUAGAGAUAGGAUCCUUUCUUUCUCCCUUCCAAAUUAUGUGGAUGUGUAUUACUUCUGUUAUCUCCUUUGUUGGUAGUGUAAUAUGAAGAGUUGCAGAGUUGAUCAUGA
This is a messenger RNA of Amborella trichopoda, 1292 nucleotides long. Its product is annotated as GRAM domain family protein. The record is from RefSeq and is a predicted model, not a curated record. NCBI's taxonomy places the organism in Eukaryota, Viridiplantae, Streptophyta, Magnoliopsida, Amborellales, Amborellaceae.